AUGACGCCUGACCCGAUGACCGGCCAGCAGAGCGAGCAGGAUGGCCACGAUGACCCCGGUCGACGCGGCGACGGACGGCCUAAGGCGCUACGACGACCGGACGACCGACUAGGAGAACGAGGACAGGAAGAGGAACGGGAACACGAACAUGAACAAGAACAAGAUCAGGAACAAAGACAAGAGCAGCCGUUUCUGAUGCUGUCGCCGACUCUGCAUGCUCCUGCAAACGGACUGGGUCCCAGAGGCCACGCCCACGUUCGAUCUCGGUCCCUGGCGGCUCCGUCAAGUGCGCCGGUCAUGGCCAGGGCUCACUCGUCCCCAGGGCUCGACUCUCGUGGCAGAUACGUCUUCCCACAGAGCGGCCCUGGCAAACCGUCUGCGGUCGGCGUCACUCCCCAUGAGCUCCCUUUGCGUCGUCCCAGUCCGUUACGGACCUCCUUCGACAGUGUCGGGAGCGGCAGCCAGCCACUCCCGAGCAGCCAUAGCAUCGCCAUUUCAGAGCCCAUCCUGGAGCAGCCAGAGCUCCAGGCUUCGCCAGUUUCAUACACCAGCCAUCCUAGCCAGUCCGCGGCCAGCUAUACCGCCUAUGGCUCUAGUGGUAGCCGACCCGGGAGUGGACGUUCGGUCUCUCCGUCGUGGUCUCCUGCUCUUCACAACACCCUCCCCCGUGUAUCCAGGCGCCGACCCUCUUCCCCUUUACUCACCCACGUCCCCGGACAGACAUCCAAUGGCUACACAUCUAAUGGCCAUAUGUCAAAUGGUGGGAUACUUGGAUCCUCUGCAACGACUGCUUCGACGCCUUCAUCGGCCUCGUCUCCUUCCCGUCCAUCCCCGCUUAUCCUGCCCGCCAAAUUCAACGAGCCGUAUCCGGCGUACUCCCUCUCCCUGGCUUCCUCCAUGCCUUCUACCCCAACCAGCAUCCGCUCUCGCUCCCCCAGCAUAUCCUCUCUCGAGACCAUCCCUGACAUUCCCGACGCCGAAGCCGCUGCUAUCGAAGCCGACCAGAUCGCCAGGCUGAAAGCUGCCGCUGAUAAGGCAGAUGCUGCUGUCGAGGCAGGCGGAUUCCCCCAUGAUCUCAAGAGACGCAGUGCCGUCGACAUAUCUUCUCCUUCUCCCGGAUCGCGUUUUGGAUCCGGCUGGGCUGACAAGCGCAAGCGAUGGAGUGUCUGCGGUGCUGAAGGCAGACAGGAUCUUGACCUUGAGACUAUAUGGGAGGACUAG
Molecule: messenger RNA, 1221 nt
Organism: Trichophyton benhamiae CBS 112371
Lineage: Eukaryota; Fungi; Ascomycota; Eurotiomycetes; Onygenales; Arthrodermataceae
Exons: 1
Coding region: 1-1221 (406 amino acids)
Source: RefSeq, a predicted model, not a curated record